Messenger RNA from Mercenaria mercenaria, 4115 nucleotides. Its product is annotated as cadherin-23-like. Gene Ontology annotation, molecular function: calcium ion binding. Gene Ontology annotation, cellular component: membrane. Lineage: Eukaryota; Metazoa; Mollusca; Bivalvia; Venerida; Veneridae. Gene Ontology annotation, biological process: homophilic cell-cell adhesion. The transcript has 18 exons. Bases 184 to 2427 code for a protein of 747 amino acids. The record is from RefSeq and is a predicted model, not a curated record.
ACCAAAUUCAAAUUGUUGAUUCAUUGUUUGUAUAAUUUCAUGAAAUAUGCAAUAGUUUAGAUGAAGGAUUUUGCAAAACUAUUUAAUUGGAUAAAAAAAUAAAUUAAUAAAUGAAUGUGUCAAUCAAAAUACAAACUGUUGAUUUAUAGUAAAAUUUCAUAAAAUUUGCAAUGGUUUUAAUGAAUGAUUUUACAUAAACUAUAUUUAAUGGAAAAAUACACAGUUUGGAAAUUGCGUAACAUCUCCGUUUUCUUAGAAUUAUUUAUCUGUCUCGUGCAAGUUGAAUGUCAGUGUGACGAUGCCACACGACCUUUGGUGCUGAGUUCCUCUAACACAGUUCAAUAUUUCUCUUCUCCGGCUUAUCCAGACGAUUAUCCUCCGAAUGCCGACUGUGCAUGGUAUAUUGAAGCCCCUAGUGAAUACGAUAAAAUUAUUCUCAACGUAGAACAAUUUAGGUCACAGCAAGAUGAGUUCCUUAACAUCUAUGAUGGCUCUGAUGCUACGGGAGACCCGCUGGAACAGAUAGACGACACAAAUCAGAAGCAAUUUAAUGCAUAUGUCAGUCCUGGUCAUCAGUUAUAUUUCACGUUCCAAUCAGACGGCGCUAAUCAGCAGAAAGGCUUCAACAUUCUUUUCUUUUCAAAUAAUUCAGCAAAUCAGUACCAAUGUGGGGAAACAAUAACAACAACGUCGGAAGCAGCGUUAAUUAUGUCACCUAAUUUACCGAACCAGUUCGCCGCGGACGACAACUGCAACUGGCUUUUCUCUUCUACGAGCGACACUAUUUCGUUUCAAAUAGUUUUUCUAGAUAUGGCUAGUUGCAAGCCCGAAUAUUUGUCAUUCUAUGACGGAACUUCGAACACUGAUCCUCUUCUAGCCCAGGUAUGUGCAACAGCCUAUACUUACACAUUCGACGAAAUAUCAACAACAGGUUUUCAGGCAUAUGUGGAAUGGACAGUUAGCAGUAAUGCUAUUGGUUAUGGUUUCAUGAUAGCAUACGUAUUAAGCGGAGGUGCUAAUUCUACAAACGAUACAGCUGUUCUUGGAAUAAACAUGACGUACCCUCAGUAUAAUGAGACCGUGGAACUUACAAUUCCUGAAGACCAGCAAACAGGAUACGUUAAUCAAUCAAUUGCUGUGAUUAUCUUAACGUACACUGGGUCACUGAGUCUGAAUAUUGACCCAUCGUACGAAGCAACCACGGAUCAAACAAUCGACCUUUCACAAGUGCAAGUCUUCUCGUUUGACGACUCAGAUCUCCCUUAUUUAUACCUGUAUUUAUCAUCAAGCUUGGAUUAUGAGGUCAUCAACAAAUUCAGCCUACUCGUGACAAUAGAUGACAGUGAUGUCCCAGAAGUUACAUAUACUGUAACGUUCAACAUAACCAUAACAGAUGUGAAUGAUGAAGCACCUACGAUUUUAAAUCUUCCGUAUAACGUGACCCUGUCAAGAAACAAAAAGUCCGGUGAGUACAUCUACACUGUGAAUGCUACAGACAGCGAUGAAACGGCUGAGUUUAGGAUCAUAACGUAUAACAUAUCUUCUGGUAAUACAGAUGCAAUAUUUGGAAUUGGUAAUACAUCUGGUGAAGUGAAUCUGAUUAGAGAUGCUAACCAGAUACCUACAACAGUUGUCAAGUAUGAUCUGAGUAUCGCAGCUUCCAGCGAAGCAGGCGACACCAAACUUGACACGUUUGAGACACUAACAGUAUACAUAGACCCUGACAGUCCGCCAGUGUGCACACACAGCACGGUAUGGGCAGACAUGCUCGAUAUAAAUACUGCUACAGCUGGAACAACUGUAACUUUUCUAGACUCUUGGAGUUGUACCGAUGAUAAUAACAAUAUAACAUACAGUAUUCAUUCAGUUAAUCCAAAUCUGACAUCUCCUGCCUUUGAGAUUGAUAAUGCAACUGGACAUAUAACCAUAUUACGGGCGAUCUCGCCAACCGAGGUUGCGAACAGACAAUUUUUGCUGGAGAUUUAUGCAACAGAUUCCGUAGGACAAACGGAAACAUUCAACUUGUAUAUGAACGUCACUGCCAUGUCCUGCCUUCCAAAUCCGAGAAACCUGUAUGUCCGCAUGGACCAAGAACUGGGUGGUGUAAUACUCAGCGAUUUCAACUGUACAAUCAAAAGCGGUUUGUCAUUCACACUGAAAGAGUACCCGAAGGGAACGUUUGCUGUCAACCAGAACUAUCAACUGAUUUUGACAGCAUCUGUUGUAAAGAUAAAGUUUUACAGUCUAACAGUUACGAUUACGGAUGGUGUCGACGUUUCUCAACUCAAGUUCAAGGUCAUUGUUCAAACCAAACGAUGUGGAGUUGCCAGUGGAAUAACACCUUUAUCAUAUACAUUACAAAACAAUAAGAUUGGUUUCAUGUUUUUGUUAUCUUGCGUGACAAUAUUAGUACGUUAUGUACUUUAAGUACUAAGCAAAAAAAAAUGGAAAAAAAGAAGAUACAUGAAAGUGCAUGAGAUUUCUUUCUCGUGAAAGGUAAGGCGUGAAAAAAGUAGUCUACAGAUUUACACAACUGUAUAUCGAUGGCAACUGCUGUUACCUUGGAUAUAAACGUUUGACAUUUAUAUACGACCAAUGGAUAAGAGAUUCAUUAUAACUGUUACUACCUCAUGACAACAUACAUUUUGUAUUGCAUAGUUCGCUGAUUUAUAUUUAUUGUAAAACUAUUUUCUUUUAGUCCAGUUAAGCUUCGAUUGUGAAGAUGCAUCAUUCAUCGUCAGAAUAUGGCUGAAUAUGCAUAGCGGGUAAAAACCUAGCUCGUUUGUAGACCUUAUGAAUCAAUAUGCCAUUUUUGCACGGAAUGAUUAAUAAUUUAUAUAUCGAUGGGUCAUGACGAAAGUUUUCAAAGUGCUUACAAAUUAGAAAGCAUGUAGAAUGAUUUCAUUAUCAUCCCUCGAUAUGUUAUUUGUGGCAGGUCCUGUUACGUUUGAUAAAAUUGUUGACAAAGUGAUCAUGCAAUUAUGCUUCACUGAACUUGAUAAUACAUGUGUUUACUAUUAUGUCUGGUAUGUCUUUUUUGUCUGAAUUUGCAUGUUAAACAUAAAAAAUCAUCGUGCUUAAACUUCAUAAUUUAAGAGAAAAGGUGGAAACUCCACGACCAAGUGAAAAUGUUGUAGGCUUGGUUUGACUGAGCCUUUACAUGCAUUGGAUGAUAGCGGAAUUGCAAGCUUCCAUCAACGCCCUUUAGCCCCGGGUUGAGAAGAACUCAACAUUUACACAUGUUACGAGCAUCAAAACAGUUUGGAGAUCGCUGCACAAAUAACGAUACUUUGAUAAUAAAAUAGAAAAAAGUGGAAACUCCACACGUCCCCACACACGGCAAAAAUGAAUAUACUGCAGGCUCGGUUUGAUUUAGCCUGACCAUGGUCGGUAGUGGAUAUUCGUGCUACUACCGUCCACGUCCUCUAGCAUCGGAUUGAGCAGAAUUCAAGAUUUGCAAUGUUACACUGACCUAAAAUCAAUUUAUAGACCCCAGAUGCGUUCAUACGGCGGUGUACAUGGAACCUUUAAUGAUACAAAGACUGCAGUUCCAACAAAAGACUUGCCUACACAUUACCACUUGCAAAAGCAUAUCACUUACUUUUAUUUCGAACUCGAAUAUAACUCUACUAACAAGACAGCAGACAUAAUGUGUGAAACGAUAAACACAAGAAAACGUGGAAACCACAUUAGAACUGUCUGUAAACUAAAAAUGAGGAACUUCGGAGAGGGAUGGAUGGGGGAGUUAAGGUGGUCAAGAAGCAUGCACUUGUUAUGUAUUUCCGUAGUUUGUGAUCAUGUUGUAACAACUUGUUUGUAAUAUAGGGAGCACUUUUAUUGGAUUCGUCCAAUAUAGAGCAAACUUGGUCAAAACGAAUGUGGCAUUACCAAGUGUGAGUAGUUGAUUAUGUCAUUCUUCAGGUCAUCUCUAAUGUCAUAUAAUUUUGUUUCUCGCAUAUCUUCAUAAAACAACCAAAAUUGACCAGCCGAGUGGUUAGUGCCACUGAUUAUACAACACUUAUGUACAAACACUAUCUUCCUCAUCGCUACUACUAUGCUCCACGAAAAACGAUGUGUUUCUUUUUGUCCGAGGUAUUAAAAAAGCUACAAACGUG